GGCCAAGAAGAAGGAGGGGAGGACGUGGGAGUGGGUAAUAACCGGGGAGCAUCAACCUGGGGGGAAAAGGAGGAGGUUUGAGGAUGGAGGGUGUUCCCUCUUGCUUCUGCCUAUGUGUCAAGUGGCAGGAGAAAUUUUGAAAGCUGUGAGGAGGAGCUAGUGACCGGGCUUUGGGGUGGUUUGUACCCCACCCUCCCCACUUGUAGGAAAACCUCUUUACAUUCAGAAGUAAUUGAAUUGGAAGGAGGAAGACUGACCUGGGAAUAGGAGGAAAGCAAUUCUCCCGCGGCUCCAUCUCCUGUCUCUUAUCACUGGCCUCCUGACUCUCUUCCAAACCAAGCUCGGCUGCAUCAAGGUGGCAGCAGAAACACCCGCACAAUUGCCAGCCACUGGGAAUCUGCUUAAGCCACCCUGUGCAUCCCAAGCUGCCCUAUUAUCCAGCCACCAUCCCUGACCAUUGGGACCACUUCUGAUGGCUGUGGCCUCUGCUGCCCCAGGGAGCAUCUUCCGUAAGCAGCUCCUUUUCUGUCUCCUGGUUUUAAUAUUAUCUUGCGAUGCUUGUCGGAAAAUUUCUCUUCAAGUUCCUUCUCAUCUUCAGGCUGAAACACUUGUAGGCAAAGUGAAUCCAAAAGAAUGCUUCCAGUCAGCCAGCCUAAUCCUGUCAAGUGAUCCCGACUUCAGAAUUCUAGAAGAUGGCUCCAUCUACACAACACAUGACCUCAUUUUGUCUUCUGCAAGGAAAAGCUUUUACAUUUCUCUUUCAGAUGACCAGAGACAGGAACAGAAAGAGAUAGAAAUUGUACUGGAUGUGAGAGGAAAGAAGGUUCCCAAGAAGAGACACACAAAAGACCCAGUUCUCAAGCGCAGCAAGAGGCGAUGGGCCCCUAUUCCCUGUUCACUGAUGGAGAACUCCUUAGGUCCAUUUCCGCAGCAUGUUCAGCAGGUCCAAUCUGAUGCUGCACAGAACUACACCAUCUUUUACUCCAUAAGUGGACCAGGCGUGGACAAAGAGCCCUUCAAUUUGUUCUACAUAGAUAAGGACACAGGAGAUAUCUUUUGUACGCGAAGCAUAGACCGUGAGCAAUAUGAACAGUUUCCGCUAUAUGCCUAUGCAACCACUGCAGACGGCUACGCGCCAGAGUACCCGCUCCCCUUGCUAUUCAAAGUUGAAGAUGAUAACGAUAAUGCUCCGUAUUUUGAAAACAAAGUGACUAUCUUUAGUGUGCCUGAAAAUUGUCGAACUGGAACUUCAGUGGGACAAGUGACUGCCAUAGACCACGAUGAACCUGACACUCUACAUACUCGUCUGAAAUAUAAAAUCUUACAGCAAAUCCCAGAUCAUCCAAAGCAUUUCUCCAUACAUCCAGAUACAGGUGUCAUCACCACAACUACACCUUUACUGGAUAGAGAAAAAUGUGACACAUACCAGUUAAUAAUGGAAGUGCGAGACAUGGGGGGGCAACCUUUUGGUUUAUUUAAUACAGGAACAAUUACAAUUUCACUUGAGGAUGAAAAUGACAAUUCACCAUAUUUUACUGAAACAUCUUAUUUUACAGAAGUAGAAGAAAACAGAAUUGAUGUUGAGAUUUUACGAAUGGCGGUACAUGAUCAGGACUUACCAAACACUCCUCACUCAAAGGCUAUAUAUAAGAUCCUACAGGGAAAUGAAAAUGGAAACUUCAAAAUUAGCACAGACCCCAAUACAAAUGAAGCAGUCUUGUGUGUUGUCAAGCCAUUGAACUAUGAAGUCCAUCGCGAGGUUGUUUUGCAAAUUGGUGUACUUAAUGAAGCACAAUUCGCUAAAGCAGCAAACUCAAAAGCUCCUACUAUGUGCACUACAACUGUCACUGUUAAAAUUAAAGACAGUGAUGAGGGCCCUGAAUGCCAACCACCAGUAAAAGUUCUUCAGAGUACAGAUGGCCUCCCAGUUGGAAAAGAACUCCAGGGAUACAAAGCGUUGGAUCCGGAAACACGCAGCAGUGAAGGCUUAAGGUAUAAGAAGAUAGGAGAUGAAGAUAACUGGUUUGAAAUUAAUGAACACACUGGUGACUUGAGAACUAUAAAAGUGCUAGAUAGAGAAUCAAAAUUUGUAAAACACGACCAAUACAAUGUUUCCGUGGUUGCAAUGGAUGCAGCUGGCAGAUCAUGCACGGGAACCCUGGUAGUUCUUCUGGAAGAUAAUAACGAUCACCCACCGCAAAUUGAUAAAGAAGUGACAAUUUGCCAGCAUGCUAAGGAUUAUGCCGUUCUCGAACCUGUAGAUGCAGAUGGACCUGAGAAUGGUCCACCUUUUGAAUUCUUUCUGGAUAAUUCUGCCAACAAACUUUGGAAUUUAGAAACAAAGGAUGGUAAAACUGCCAUUCUUCGUCAGCGACAAAUUCUUGACUAUAACUAUUAUACUGUGCCUAUCAUAAUAAAAGAUAGACAUGGUUUAGAUGCAAAACACAUGUUAACAGUGAGAGUAUGUGACUGUACAACCCCAUCUGACUGUAAGAUGAAUAUUAAAAAUGUGAGAGAUUUUAAGCCAUCAAAUGUAAUACUUGGAAGAUGGGCUAUUCUUGCCAUGGUGUUGGGUUCUGCAUUGCUGUUAUGUAUUCUGUUUACUUGUUUCUGUGUUACUGCUAAGAGAACAGUAAAGAAAUGUUUUCCAGAUGUAGCCCAGCAAAAUUUAAUUGUGUCAAAUACUGAAGGACCUGGAGAAGAAGUGAUGGAAGCAAAUAUUAGACUGCCCACACAGACAUCCAACAUUUGUGACACAAGCAUGUCUGGUGGCACUCUUGGUGGCCAAGGAGUCAAAACACAGCAAAGCUUUGAGAUGGUCAAAGGCGGCUACACUUUGGAUUCCAGCAAAGGAGGUGGACAUCAGACCCUGGAAUCUGUCAAGGGAGCAGGACAGGAUACUGGCAGAUACACAUACACAGACUGGCACAGCUUCACCCAACCUCGGCUUGGCGAAAAGGUGUAUCUGUGUGGACAAGACGAGGAGCAUAAACAUUCCGAAGACUACGUUCGUUCGUAUAACUAUGAAGGAAAAGGGUCUGUGGCCGGCUCUGUAGGCUGCUGCAGUGAUCGGCAGGAAGAAGAAGGGCUUGAGUUUCUUGAUCAUCUGGAACCCAAAUUUAGGACGCUAGCAAAGACGUGUGUCAAGAAAUAAAAUGUGCGUUUUAAUGGAGAAACAUCCACAAAUGCAUAUGCGGGAGUUUAUUAAAUGUAAAAUGAUAGCAGCAUCUGCUAGUAUGUUUGUUUAUUGGAGGUAAACUUCGAGUCAUGUAUAGAUAAGGAUACUAUAAAUACAAAACUCCUCUAAAUUCUCCUCGUCUGAUAUAACUUCCAUGUUCUCUAGAAAUAGAAGUUUUAUGUGUUAAUUUUCUUUUAUAUGCAUGUAUAUAUUGCCCUUUUCAGCACUGUGCUGUGUGCUUUCUUUCAUCUUCCGUGUGGGAAUUUAUGGUACCCUGUAUGCUAUAAAAGUGGAUGGUGGGAGAGCUGGGUAUUGUGGAGGCAAAUGAGAAAUGAAUUUUAAUUUUAGAUGAAAAUUAAAUAUUUUCUUCAACAACAUGGGGAGGUUGCUCUUAGAAACGCUCUUAGAAAUAUUGUCUUUGGUGCCAGAGAAUUGAUUCCUCUACCUGAGUGGCUAUGUAUUGAAGGAUUUUUAAGUAUUCUUUGGUACAGUCUUCAGUUUGGUAAAUAGGUGUUCGUUUCUCACUACACUUUUCACCCUGCGGAGGUGUUCCCAGUACUGUGCUUUCAGGGGCCUUCAGCGCUUGGUCCUUGGAUCUCUGUCUAUAUGGAUGCGUAAUCAGAUUCCUACAGCUUCUAGACUGUGGGAAAGACAGGAGCAGAAGAAGCUCAGGGCAAUUUGGGCCACAGAGAUUUUGUAAGGAUCAGAUGGGAGGAUGUACUAUUGCCUUUUUAAAAUGUAAAUACCUUGGCAAGAACAUGCGCUCUCUAGUUUGACAGAGGCCCACCAUCUUCAAGCAUUUGUGAAACCAGCCUGGAAGGCAUUAGACUUGCAACCCUGAUCCAUGGUGCUUAGACCUUUAAAUAUGCUAAAAAUGGAAUGAGCAUCCGUAAUAGAAUUUAAUACUCUGCUUACAUUGGUAAUUACUUUAAGAAAAUUGAAAAUCAGAAAUAAUGAAUUUCUGGCAUGUAAAUGUUAAACCAUUGAAAUGAAUGAUGGAUAAAUGGACACGAGUUAAUAAAUUAUUUUGAAUAUAUAACAUCUUAAUAGGAUAUUACAUUAAUUAAUUUAGAAAGAAAUAUCCAUUUAAAUAAUAUUUUAAUAGUCUUUGUGCCAAACUCUAUAAAUUUACAGUGACAGUAUAUAUCACACAGAAAUUUCUCAUUCAGACAAAAAAAAUGUUUCUUUUUUAAAAAUCUAUUAACUGGUUAACAACUGAAAAAAGAGUGGUGAUUUUUUAAAAUUUUUUAAGUAAAAUUUUGUAAUUAGUCCUCUGAUUCUCAAUUACCGCUUUGAAUUAAAGGUGUUUCUUGAUGUGAAAUUGGAUAUUAGAGCAGAAUAAAAAAGUAGUUUUUAUAAGAUUUUAUUUUAUAGGAUGUCAACAAUGUAUGAUUUUUAUAGCAAUUGUGAGUAAAAUAAUUUUGGGAGGUAAUGAAAUUUCUGUUGUCUGACAUAUAUUAUGCUAAGAAUAGUACCAGUUUUGAAAUUUUUAAAUAUAAUGUUAGAAUUUGGAAUAUAUUCAUGCCAUGUUAUAUUCUUGAAUAUAGGUGCAGAAUGUUUUUUGAACAAUUAAAAAUCUUUAGCUGAACAUUAACUUAUAUGUGUUAGUUUAUGUUUUCAUUUCUUACGUUUACUUAAAUAGGAAAGAGAAAUUUUAUAUCUGAACGUAAAGUACAAUUAGAGGCCAAAGGUUAGCAAAAUAAGACACUUUAAAAAUAUUAGCAGAAUUGUUAGAAGGUGUGGAAAAUGAAUUUGUUUAAGCAGUUUUGGCUAUUAUAAAUAUUUUCAAAUAUUAUUAAAAAUUAUCUCACAGAGGAACUAUGACUUGUCUUUUAUUUAGGAAAUUCACAUUCUCUGUUUACACUCAAAAUUAAAUGUUAUUUGUAUGACUGAGAAAAUUUAUGAAACUCCAUUGUACUGUUGACCAAUUUAGUUUGUUAAUAAAACAUUGUAUUUUAUGGAUUAUUUCAUAUAAGUUAACCAUCAAUUGUCAAUAAGUGAAUCGGUAUGAAUUGUUUUUCUGUAAUUAAAUCUGUAGUUAGGGAAAAUAUACAAUUAAAUUUUUCUUAUCUUGAUUCAGAUCUCAAAGUAUUUCAUGUGAAAAAAUUCCUUGGGAGCACCAAGAUAGAUGAAAAUUGAUAUAAUUGCUAUAAUAAUUGGCUUUGUUAAAUACCUCUUUAACUUUGCCAAGCUUUCAUUUCCCCUGAGUUGAUUAAAAAUGUUUUAUUAAACUUGG
Molecule: messenger RNA, 5414 nt
Organism: Acinonyx jubatus (cheetah)
Lineage: Eukaryota; Metazoa; Chordata; Mammalia; Carnivora; Felidae
Gene: DSC1
Product: desmocollin 1
Exons: 16
Coding region: 473-3154 (893 amino acids)
Biological process (GO): homophilic cell-cell adhesion
Cellular component (GO): plasma membrane; desmosome
Molecular function (GO): calcium ion binding
Source: RefSeq, a predicted model, not a curated record